AUGCCUGAUUUUACUCAAAUAGCGGAUGAAAACUUCUGGCACCGGCUUGUCCCUCAGCUCAGCCACUCGGAUCCGAUAAUUUGGGACGCCGUCAUUGCCCUGUCAUGUUUGAUCCAGCACUUUCAGUCCUCCGGCGAGUUUGUGAAACCGGGAAGCAAAGCAGACCCUAUAGUAAAUGAAGAACAUCGAAGGGCUUUGACCUGGUACGGCAAAUCGAUCGCCCGUCUACGGACACGUUUGAAGCAAGCAACAACUCGGUCAACCACUGCUGUUAUAUCUUGCAUCCUAUACAUCUGUAUAGAAUGCCUGCAAGAUAAUUGCUCUGGAGCACUAUCCCUCUACCAGCGAGCAGUUGCCAUGAUGGAAAUGGCACCGGAACCUGAUCGAGCCAUUUGUCCAACAACAUCAGCAUCCGAGCGCUCUCUCCAGAGGUCAGUCCGAGCUUUGUUACAAAACAUGUCCGUAUCGCAAAGACUUCCUAUCGAGAGGGAAAGAUUUCUAGGUCAAAUGACGUUCGAAACACUUUCAGAUGCUAGAGCAGAGCUUUAUGUCCUGCCCUUCGCGGCCCACGACUUUAUCGUGGACACAAUUGAGAUUAGGAUCAACCAGCCGAAAGACUGGACACCUUCCUCAGUCUUAAUUUCGAGACAGCAGCACCUUCAAACACGAUUUCGGAAGUGGCACUCGGCUCUUGAACAUAUGACCCAGAGCUCCGGGAGAUUUUUCACUCGGAAUGAAAUGGAGGCCUAUUCCUUCCUCCAUGUUGCAUACGGCCAUUAUUUCAUCUUGCUCGUAACAGGUUUGAGUAUGUACGAGACCGAUUUCCACACAUUCUUCCCCAUGUUUCAAGCCAUGGUCGAUCACGCCAGUCGGAUCGUAGCUUCCAGGAGGGCAGAGCUGCGUCCAGUGUUCAUGUUUGAGACUCGAGUCAUCCCCUCGCUGUUUGCUGUCGCAAUCAAGUGUCGACACCCGAUGAUCCAUCGACAGGCAAUUUCGUUACUCCGAAUGGGAACUCAGAUUGAAAAUACUUGGAGGGCCGACGCGAUGGCCAAUAUCGCCGAAUGGACGGUUGGGAUCGAGGAAUCCGGUAAUAUUCACGGGAUCUUCUGCGCAGAGCCUUCCCAAGUCGAACUGCUGCCGGAAAACUAUCGAGUGCAUUGGGACCAGGUUGUCGAGCUCCGAGGUCCUGACGGACGACCCGCCAAGUUUCACCAAUUUCAAAUGUGGCAGCAAGAUGAGAAUCAUGCAUGGUCUUUGGUUGAGCACACCGUGCAGAUAUGA
This is a messenger RNA of Cladophialophora psammophila CBS 110553, 1281 nucleotides long. RefSeq lists its product as uncharacterized. NCBI's taxonomy places the organism in Eukaryota, Fungi, Ascomycota, Eurotiomycetes, Chaetothyriales, Herpotrichiellaceae. The record is from RefSeq and is a predicted model, not a curated record. Bases 1 to 1281 code for a protein of 426 amino acids. The transcript has a single exon.